This is a messenger RNA of Achroia grisella, 2655 nucleotides long. It is a transcript of the gene cnn, whose product is annotated as centrosomin-like. Gene Ontology annotation, cellular component: mitotic spindle pole; microtubule plus-end; microtubule organizing center. The record is from RefSeq and is a predicted model, not a curated record. The transcript has 12 exons. Gene Ontology annotation, molecular function: transcription cis-regulatory region binding; calmodulin binding; protein kinase binding. Bases 166 to 2295 code for a protein of 709 amino acids. Gene Ontology annotation, biological process: chromosome segregation; microtubule bundle formation; negative regulation of centriole replication. Lineage: Eukaryota; Metazoa; Arthropoda; Insecta; Lepidoptera; Pyralidae.
UUAUGGCAUUUUAUGGUGCUUUUGUGGUUUUAUCCGUUACUUGAAUUCUCUUAUUAAAAUUUUGAAUUUAUGUCAUCUACAAAGCUAAAUAUUAUAUUUUUAUUUGUUGUUUUACAUAUUCUCCAAAUAUCGAUUUGAUUCUGUGUUUCUGUACUACUUCAAAACAUGUCCGAGUUGAUGGCAGAUGCUGUGUGUGUCACGAGCCCUAGGAAGCUUCAGGAAAUGUCACUUCCUACUCCCGACGGACAUGAUGUCACAUCUGUAAGCGGCGUAAGUAUGAAACAGUAUGAAGAACAGCUCAAUGGCCUAAGAAAAGAGAAUUUUCAUUUGAAACUGAGAAUAUAUUUUCUAGAAGAAAAAUUAGGAAGUGGUUCACCACCGGCUGUGCAAGGUCUAUUGGAGCAUAACGUAAGAUUACAAGUAGAAGUAGAGGAACUGAGAAGACAGCUUUCUGACAAACAAGAGCUUCUUGCUGCUGCUGCGGAAGCAAUUGAUGUGUUAGAACAACAGGGUUCCAUAUCAAAUGAUAGUGUGGAGGUAUCAAUUAAUAACAAUGAUGUUUCUAUAAAAGAUAACACAAACCUACCAGAACAAGCAUCGGAAGGAAAAGAUCAAGUUUUAAUGGCCAAUGACACAUGCCUCGAAUCUGAAUCUGCUGGUGAUUAUCUUGCUGUAACGGUUAAUAAUGAAGAUAUGGAUGAACUUGUUAAGUUGCGAAGGGAAAACCACAAAGCUUUGCAAAUGAUAAAAGGUUGUAUGAAGAAGAUCCAACAACAAGAUAAAGAAAUUAAAAAACUUAAACUGAAUAAAGAACUGGCGUACGCACAUGUUAGUGACUCUCAGCUGGAAAAAUAUGAAGAAAUAUUGAAGUGUAAAGAUGAACAUAUCAAGGAUUUGGAAAACAAAAUAAGAGAACUCCAAAAAAACGUACAGAAUGACGAUAUCACCGGAAAUCUUCAACAAUUACUAACAAGACGUUUGCAAGGAUUGGCUUAUUUUUUAGAUAAAUUGUUAUCACAUAAAUGCGUACUUGGAGAAGACAAGAAAAAAUUAGCUGAAAGCAUAUUAGAACAAAGUUUAGCCUUACCUGUUGGUUUGAAAUUAGAUGAAUCAAUGGCUCCUGAAGAAUUCACAAUGGAUGAAAGCAAUCUUGAUAUAUCGCAAUCAUUGAGGAUUGAGGACUUAACAAUGUUGUUUGGACAUCAUGUCGCAUGCAGUGACGAAAAUAGGUACUCUGCUCGAAAGCCUUUAAAACAUUUUCCACAGGCUGAUAUUAUUUCUGAAUCAGAGUGCUGGUCGGAACCAGAUAGAAAUGUAUCGCUCGCUAGAGUAGGUCUCUGUGACACCGGAGUAGCCAUUAGAGAAUCUAUGUCAGAAAACAGUCGGUUCAGAUCAAGGCGUUCUAAAGUUUCCUAUGGAUCACGUUCUGAUGAUAACAAAACUACUAAUGAAUCGGCAUUACUCGAGGAAAUAAACCAAAUAACUCAGCGAAGUGAAUUAUUAGAAGAGGAAAAUAACGAUCUAAACAACAAAUUAGAAUUCGCAAAAACACAAAUUAGUGAACUUAUAAUUGAGAGAGAUGAACUAAAAGGAAGUUUAGAUAGUGCGCGUACAAAUAUUGUGGAGUUAAAUAAACAAAUUGAAAUGACCAGCAAUUCUUUAAUUUGCAUGGAAUUAAAGAUUAAAGACAUAGAGCAGCAGUAUACUGGUGCUGUACAAUUAAGUGAAAAAUUGAGAGAGGAGAGACAGCAAUUAGAAUCUACCUAUCUAGAAACAGAAAGGGCAUUAAGACGUGCUGCUGAUGAAGCGACAGUACAAGCUUCUCAAGCAGCUUUAGAGAGAGCACGCGCUCAACACGAUAGAUUACGUAUUGAAAGAGAAUUAGAAGAGACACGUGAUAAGUUAGCUAAUGCUUUAGAAGUUAAUGCUCAAUUAGAAAUAGAGGCAACGCGUAAGAUAGCUCUAGAAGCUGACAAUAAAAUUGCGAUUGUACAUGAAGUUCUACAAUCAGAAGAUGACCGUCCCACUUCGCCUGAUUUAGGAAUCGAUAGUGAUAGAUUAUCAAGCCUCGAACAUAAUGAUGCUGUUACAUUAUCACCACGAUCUUUGUAUGAGGAAAAUCAGACAUUAAAACAGAAACUGGCAAGAACUAAAGCAACACUAGCAGAAACUUUAGCACAGUUAAAUGCUGCUAAUUUGAGAAAAAGAAGUGUUCAACGAGCGAUUUGUAGAGAAAUACAUAAAACCCAAGGUGUGUUACGAAAAGCACGAGAUCAGUUUGAAAACCAAAAUUAAAUUAUGUACUUAAUCAUUAAUUUGACUUGUAUAGGUAAAUUUAAAAAAGAAUUUACUAUAUACAUACAUGUAUAUACGAUACUUUGUACGAUUUUACAUGUUCUGUGAUUUUAAUUGUUUUAUCUGUAUUAAGUUAGAAUUUUAUUUUAAACAGUAUGUAUAAUUUACUAACUUAUUUUAUUUUUCGAAUACAUUAAGUGAUAAUUAUAUGUAUGUAUAUUAAAUUAUAUGGCUCAACCAACAAACCAUUUACAAAAACAAAAACAGAAAAGUUCGCGUAUAUACGUAGCAUUUUGGACUAACUGCAGUGAAGUUUGCACAGCAUACUUUUUUGCAGAUAUUGUACGGUGUUCAUUUAAU